AUGGAUAAACCCGGCCCUUCGCGCGACUCACGUAAGGAUGGUCCUCCACCAGUGCCUACACCUGUUUGCCCGGAGUGUAACAACAUCUUGUAUCCUAAAGAAGACAAACCAACGAAAACCUUGUACUACGCCUGCAGGCACUGUGCGUACAAAGAAAAAGCUAAAAGCAAUUGCGUUUACGUGAACAGGGUACUUAGAGAAGUGGACGAGUUGAAGAAUAUCGUGCCGGAAGUAGUAUCUGAUCCCACUUUGCCAAGAACUGAUUACCAUCCGUGUCCAGCAUGUGGUCACCGAGAUGCGGUGUUCUUUCAGUCCGACAAGCCGAACAGUGAAAUGAGGUUGUACUAUGUUUGCGCUAAAUGUCAUGAAUUCAUUUCGGAAGAGUUGGAAGACAUGGUGUUAAUUUCUCAGGAAAAAGUGAACGUUAAAGUAGAAAAAUCUGUUUGUUGUUCUCCACAGCCAAGUAUUUCUGCUGCUGGUAGCGAUGCAAUAAUGCAUCAAGAAUCAAUAGUUCCCCUUUCAGUACCAAAUUCUGGAGCAACAAUUCCAAGUGCAACAGGUUGA
Molecule: messenger RNA, 564 nt
Organism: Zophobas morio
Lineage: Eukaryota; Metazoa; Arthropoda; Insecta; Coleoptera; Tenebrionidae
Product: DNA-directed RNA polymerase II subunit RPB9-like
Exons: 2
Coding region: 1-564 (187 amino acids)
Biological process (GO): transcription initiation at RNA polymerase II promoter; maintenance of transcriptional fidelity during transcription elongation by RNA polymerase II; DNA-templated transcription
Cellular component (GO): RNA polymerase II, core complex
Molecular function (GO): nucleic acid binding; DNA-directed RNA polymerase activity; zinc ion binding
Source: RefSeq, a predicted model, not a curated record